Messenger RNA from Acomys russatus (golden spiny mouse), 1111 nucleotides. It is a transcript of the gene Ech1, whose product is annotated as enoyl-CoA hydratase 1. Gene Ontology annotation, molecular function: delta(3,5)-delta(2,4)-dienoyl-CoA isomerase activity. Lineage: Eukaryota; Metazoa; Chordata; Mammalia; Rodentia; Muridae. Gene Ontology annotation, cellular component: mitochondrion. The record is from RefSeq and is a predicted model, not a curated record.
GGUCGCACAACUCCAGAGCAGCAGACGAAAUGGCUAGCGCGAUGACAGUUUCCAGCAAACUCCGCGGCCUGCUGAUGCAGCAGCUGAGAGGCACCAGCCAGCUGUACCACGUCAGCCUUCGGUCUCUGAGCGCCUCCGCGCGCGAGGCCACCAAGAGAGCCCCGGAGGAGGAAUUCUCGGACCACAACUACGAGACUAUUCAAGUGACAUCCGCCCACAAGCAUGUUCUCCACGUGGAGCUAAGCCGGCCGGAGAAGAGGAACGCCCUGAACAAAGCCUUCUGGAGGGAACUGGUGGAAUGCUUCCAGAAGAUAUCGAAGGACUCCGACUGCCGGGCUGUGGUAAUUUCCGGUGCAGGAAAAAUGUUCACGUCAGGGAUUGACCUCAUGGACGCGGCUCCCGACAUCAUGCAGCCUAAGGGAGACGACGGGGCCCGCAUUGCCUGGUACCUACGCAACCUCAUCUGCCAGUACCAGAAAACCUUCACCGUCAUUGAGAAGUGCCCCAAGCCAGUGAUCGCGGCUGUCCACGGUGGCUGCAUAGGCGCAGGUGUGGAUCUUAUCUCUGCCUGUGACAUCCGCUACUGUGCCCAGGAUGCUUUCUUCCAGGUCAAGGAGGUGGAUGUGGGCCUGGCUGCUGAUGUAGGAACUCUGCAGAGACUGCCCAAGAUCAUGGGGAACCAGAGCCUGGUCAAUGAGCUGGUCUUCACUGCUCGCAAGCUGAUGGCUGAUGAGGCCCUGGACAGCGGGCUGGUCAGCCGAGUGUUCCCAGAUAAGGACGCCAUGCUGAAUGCAGCCUUCGCUCUGGCGGCUGAUAUUUCCAGCAAGAGCCCUGUGGCUGUGCAGGUGUCAAAGGUCAACCUGAUCUACUCCCGAAACCAUUCUGUGGACGAGAGCCUUGACUACAUGGCCACCUGGAACAUGAGCAUGCUGCAGACGCAGGACAUCGUCAAGGCGGUCCAGGCAACCAUGGAGAAGAAAGACGCCACUUUCUCCAAGCUCUGAGCGCCUUCCUGACCCUGUGGGAGGAAGGCUCCCCGGAGUCGGGAUGGUCCGUCCCCUCAGUGUCUUCUCUCCCACCUGGUCUCUUUGUCCAUCAGACCUGGGGCUGG